Poecilia latipinna (sailfin molly) is the source of this 3916-nucleotide messenger RNA. RefSeq names its product activating transcription factor 5a (gene atf5a). The coding region runs from base 813 to 2330 and encodes 505 amino acids. The transcript is spliced from 4 exons. Gene Ontology annotation, cellular component: nucleus. Gene Ontology annotation, biological process: regulation of transcription by RNA polymerase II. NCBI's taxonomy places the organism in Eukaryota, Metazoa, Chordata, Actinopteri, Cyprinodontiformes, Poeciliidae. Gene Ontology annotation, molecular function: RNA polymerase II transcription regulatory region sequence-specific DNA binding; DNA-binding transcription activator activity, RNA polymerase II-specific. The record is from RefSeq and is a predicted model, not a curated record.
CGGACCUGCAACAGCCUCCUACUGAACACGUAGAGUAAAAUAGUACGUCUACAACAUUAUACCGUGGUCUAUAGUAAACUGAACUCUAUGUACACUACGGAGAUACGCUGUUUAAGUUGCUGGUUAUGAAUAGUUCUGCCCCGCUGAGUUUAGAAACUGACGUUGCUAGCUUGUCUCCGUUACAUCUCAUCAAAACCCUGCAGUAACUGAAUUAUUAAAACUACUUUCUGUCUUACUAAACGUUCUGUGUUUUCACGGCAAGAGCAUGACGUAGAAUUGACAUAACUAAAUUAUGAAUGCGUCUUAAAUGACUUAAUUGAGAUGUUGGAAUCACAACUUUUGAAACAAGUCAUCAAUAACAGCUGGGAGAAAGAGUGGGCCGUCCUUCGGUGGUCCUCCGCGGAGGGAGGGAGUGGGCGGAGUGAUCUGCACAGAACAACAACAACACGUUCUACCCCGGUGACGCAGUCGGUUGCUAGGUGUGAAUGAACUGAUGCUUUGUCUCGGUCAUUCGGCUCCUCAGUUUACAGGUCGACCACAACAAAGCAGCAUCUUUUCCUCUCUGUUUUUGUGCGUCGUUCCGGGUUAUUCGGAGCUAAACAUGGCUCUUUAAGUUCUUGUUGACGUCGCUGGACCAGAAACGAAGUCGUGCUUUGCUUUAGCAACGCACCCCCAAGUGCUCUACAGUUUUCCCGCAAGAAUGGAGUUUCAUUAUGCUCGCCCUGCCCUGCUCUCUGUGGCCCAUCUGUCAGACCCCGCUCGCUCUCAGCGUGUGCUCGGACUCGGACUAAAUCAAGGCGUCAACAGGCAAAAUGAUGGCAACAUCAGCUCAUGUUUGGAGGACUCUUCGUGUCUGCCCGGCAGACCCCCUCGCUCUCUCUCACCCACAGGCUAACCACAGCCAAUCACAGGGGUGCAGGGGGGAGGUGUCAGAGGAGAGCCCGCAUUUAAUUGGUGAUGGUCUCACUGACUGGAUGACGGAAGAAGUGGAUUUCUCCUCGUACCUCCCAAAUCCUCCUUCCCCUCCCUCCUCCACCAAUGCCUCCCUUCCCCCUUCACCCCUUCAGAAUGAUAUCCAGGUGCCCUCUGACUUGGAGGUCAUGACCUCUUUGCUGCAAGAGGAACUCGCCCAGCUUGAGGACUACUUCCUGUCUGAGCCACUGCCAGAGAAAGGGCAGAGGCUGGGAAAAUGCGACAGGGGUCCACUGCCGGCGGGUCCUCAGCCAUUCAGUCAACUGCCAUACGCCUCGUACUCUGCGUCCACCCAAUCGGAGUCCAACCCACUUCUUGUUACCCUGGCAACCGGGGAGCUGGACCUGCUGAGCAUCUGUGGUGGGCCCAUAGGGCGAUCCAAAAUUCCUAGACAUGCCCCGUACAGCUGCAGCCGCCCCAGUGGGUGUGGUAGGAAAAGAGUUCUGGAGAGCGUGAGGUUCGGCGAAGGCUACGAAAGCAACGUGUUGGGUUCCAAAGGAAGUAACUCAGGUAACUCUGCUGUGGCCCUGACGAGUAAUUACGGCUCCGUGGAGGACGAGCAGCUGGUGGGGAAAAGCUACUGCCUGGGCAAUGCGAUCGAGGUCAGACGAUGUGCUGGCUUAUCCAAAGACGACAAAAACUGCUGCUUUACCCAAGACGUGAUGAGUGGCGCCAAGGUUGUUGGUGGCGGGUUUGGCUUUGGUGGAACACUGGACCCUCCUCAGAAGAAAGAGGAUGUGAUGAUGUACAGCAUGAGGGAGGUCAGCGGAGGCACCGCGAACAGCGAGGUGCUGAGCAGCAUCAAGGCCAGCGUGGAGGUGACCAAGGCCACCGUGUCUUGGAAAACCGACAGCGGUGAAAGCUGCUACAUUCCAGCGACGCCUCAGUCCGAGGCCUUCAGCAGCUUCUUGGGGAACAUCAACGAGCAGGUGAAAACGGAGAGUCUGCAGAUGCUACAGCCCGAUUUGCACUGCAAUUACCUUGACGAUCAGGCCCCAGAAUGCUUCCUGAUGGCGAGGGAGAGUUUGAAUCUGGACAGCUCAGGGCACAGGCAGACAUGCAGGCUAAGAGAAGACCACUGCGCUGUGAAAUACGAAGUAGACAUCAUUCCACACGAAGGCGGUGAGCGAAAGCAAAAGAAAAGGGAUCAGAACAAAACCGCCGCUCAUAGGUAUCGCCAGCGAAAAAGGGCGGAGCUAGAUUCUUUGGAGGAGCAGCUGCACUGCCUGGAGGGGAGGAACCGCGAGCUGCGAGACAAGGCAGAGUCCGUGGAACGUGAAAUCCAGUACGUCAAAGACCUGCUGAUCGAAGUUUACAAAGCACGCAGCCAAAGGCUCAAGCAGGACACAACAGCGUAACGCCGCACGACUGCAAGUACACUCAGACCGGGCAAAGCCGAGAAAAUGCGCAACUUUUAUUUGUUUUCUCGUGAACUGAAUGUUUCAUGUCUUUUUUUUUGUUUGUUUGUUUGUUUUUCCGUUGGUGUUGUUUUUAUGAUGCGGGGGGCCACUGCAUGCUUUGCUGAUGUGAAUUGUUUUCUGAAUUUUAAAAUCAAUUCUUUCUCAUUUGUUUUUGGCACUGAAAUCACCUGAGCCUUCACUGUGGCGCUGCAAUGCUUUACCUGACAAUCAUCUUUAACAGAUCUUCCUCUUUCUCUGAAUCUACUGAAUAACUUUUUUUUUGUUUUGUUUUUUUGGGGGGCGGGGUUGUAAUGUCAUUUAAACAGCAGGUUACGUAUUUAUUUUUAGCCUUACAUUGAAAUUGAUGUCAGCAAUAGAAUCUGAAGAGUCUCCUUUUAUUCCUAUUUAAUUAUUACUUUUGAAAUAAAGUUGCUGUAAGAGUUAUGGAAGUAGAUGGAUUAGUACUUGUGUUUUGGUGAAACAUUUCAGCUUUAAUUGUAGACUUAUCAGAACUGUUAAGUUUUAAAAUUAAAGAAAGUUCUGUGAAACAAUCUGAUAUUUUUUUCUUAUUUAAAUACGACCAGAUAUUUUUUAAACAACUCGUGUUGCUCUAAUGAUCAUAUUUGGGACUAUCUAAUUCCUCUGCUGUUUCAUAACUUAAUACAACAGAUCAAAUCACUGCAAUAUUUUGCAGCAACUGCUGCAAGAAAUGUUCAAUUAAAACAAGCGCAAUCCUAAAUGCUUUAAAGUAAACUGAGAUGUGGCUAUGGCUGUAAAGUUUACUUUGCAAUAAAUAAAUCUGUUUUGCAGCUCAGGAUAAUUUAUCUGUCCUCCAGAUCUACAAACAUCAGUAGAUAAUUAUUGCAGGAGAUAACAUUUCAGUUUUGUUCCCCCCACCCCCCUCUCUCUCUCCUGUAGGAUUUCAUAUUUCCCUCUUGGAUUGAAAAAAAAUACUUUUAUAUUUGGGUGCACAUAUUGUAAUUAGUGGUGUUUUAGCAGCCUCUCUCUGCAUGCUCUUCCAUUAAUGUAUUUUUCCUUCUCUGAAACAGAAUAUUUAGAGAUUCAGAAAUGAGGAUUGUCUCCUUAAACUGCUUAAGGCAAUAAGUUUUAUAGGCCUCCAGCUGAGCUGCACUAAUUUGUAACUUUUUAUAUGUUCAGGGAGUAGUGUGUUGAUUUUUUUUCUAAAAAAAAAUGUUGAAAAAAGAAACAAAUUCAUCAGAUUGUUUAUUUUUAGGCCGUGUGAAAUAUUUUACAAGUCAUUUAUUUAUCUAAUAGAAACUCUUUUGCACAUUACUUUACAAAGCUUUUCCUUUUUUCUUUGCACAUUUAGUUUUUAGACAAUCAUUUAUUUGCACUUUGUGUUUCUGUCUCUUUUUUUUUUUUUUUUUGGCUUGGGAUUCAUGAUGUUUAACCCCCUGCGGUGUACUAUCAACAAAACAUGUUUAAACCAAAAAUACGGGCGACAACUCAUUGUAUCUCUUUGUAAUUUUGAAGCGAUGUAUCCACUAUGUAUGUUUCUUUCUGUGUGGUGUAAACUUUCCAUU